Molecule: messenger RNA, 260 nt
Organism: Linum tenue
Lineage: Eukaryota; Viridiplantae; Streptophyta; Magnoliopsida; Malpighiales; Linaceae
Source: the annotation of a GenBank genome assembly
GGAAGGAAUGAAGAUGAAACGCGACCCGCUGCUGCAAAUCUUCCUCUACUUGUGUCCCGAUCGAUGUUGCAGAUAACGACUCUGACUAUGAGGAAAUUCGAAGGUUGAAGCCUCGAAGGGAAGAGAGGGACCUAGGGCGGAGAGAAAAGAUGGACUCAUGGCGAAGAGAAAGACGGUGCCGACCUGAUUUCUUUCUCUCCUUGGUUCUUCUUAUGGUGGACGAAGAUGAGAAUCGAGUUGGUGGAGACUGCAGGAGAGAU